CGCGGACGGACGCCCGUUACGAGCUACGGCGUACCAGCUACGCCGCCGACAUGUGAUUUCAUACUACGGUGACAAGUAUUUUUGCUCAAAAAUAUUUUUUAUACUGUGAUCGAGUGACAAAAUGGAGUGGACAGUGUUCCUGGUUUUGUUAUACGCUGCCGCGGUGUUCGCGAAUCCAGCAAAAAUGGACUCAAAAAGGGACCACUGCAACAAGACAGUGGAGAUCUACGAGGACGUAUCUUCGCCGCCGGUCACGUCCGAAAACUUCGGGCGGCCUCUUACUUGCACAUAUAGGUUUAGGGCAUUCCGGGGCUCCCCCAAAGACUGGAUACUGAGGAUAAGAUUCAAGAAAUUCAAAGUCGGCACUUUGAUCAAUGGAACUACGUGUCAUAAGGGCUACAUGCAGAUAGUAGACGGAAACGCCAAGACCGACGUGUCCAACAGGAAGGAGCCGGGGCUGUUCUGCGGCGAGAUCGAACAGCCUCAGACCUUCAUCUCGGAGACCAACUUCGUGAAGAUCGUCUUCCACGCCGAUAACUUCACUGAUCAGACGUACUUUAGCUUUGACUCAAGAGCUGAACAACAAUUCGAAGUGUAUCUUCGGUACGGUCAACAUCCAGAGCUGUACCCUAACAGAAGAGGCGAGGUGGUGGCAGGGUCGUACUGUGAAAGAGUUUUCCGAGACUGCCGGCUGCAAACGUGCUACGUGCAGUCAGCUGCGUAUCCAGGAGUUUAUCCCAGAAACCUCCACUGCAGGUAUCACCUCAACACCAGGCUUCCGUACAUAAAGCUGUACAUCGAGAAUGAGGAGUUCAACAUCGAUGGCCAGCGGUGCGAGAACAUCAUGACGUGUCCCAUGAGGCCCAUCACAUCUGGUUCAGAGAACUGUCCAUACGACUACAUCAAAAUCUACGACGGCAGAGACGAAUCGGCGUCUGUGAUCGGGACGUUCUGUGGCAUGGGCAAGUUCCCUUACUCCAUCAUCGGGACUUCGCAAGAUCUCUUCGUGGAAUUUGUCAGCUCGCCUGCAGGUCCUCUCUUGAACACCGGCUUCCACUUCAACGUUGGCAACUGGCCUGGGCACGUCGAAGCCGCCGGCUCCAAAGUGGGGACGUGCGACUGGCGCCUCACAGCUGAAUCCCUGAAGAAGUCUGGAGAUACUGAAGGAAUAUUCCUGUCAGUAGCUCACUGGUAUCCGCCGCACACGUCUUGUACUUAUCUGAUGCAGGGACUACCUGGUCAGGUUGUGAGGCUUUACUUUCCAAGCUUCCGAAUCAAUCGCAUCGAGUCCCCCAUCGUGCCUUGGACUGGUGACUGUGGCGAGUCACUCACUUUAUACGACGCUCCAAGACCUGAUGACGCUCGCAUCAUCAAGACCUUCUGUGACACCUUCAGUAGACCAAUGGAAAAACACGACUUUGUGUCGACUGGAAACGCCAUGUUUGUUAGAUUUGAGAGCAAGACUGGGAGUUACAGCGGCUCCUCCUUGUACUAUUGGGCACACUACGACUUCUUCAAUAACACACGAUUCGGAGAGCCUGUUCCCAACACUGCUUGCGAUGAAGUCAUUGCCUCUUGGAAGCAAAGAGCUGGUCGCUUGAGGUCGCCACUGAACACGCUGGUAUACAAACAGGCACCACCAGGGGAGGACGUCCACUGCCUGUAUCGAUUCGUCACUGAUAAGAGGAUAUACGCCAGAGUCAUACUGACCAUCUUGAGCGUGAACUUCAAGGAGCAUCCGUAUACACCAGUAUCCUGCCAGAACUGCUACGAAGACCGUGCCGAUAAGUUGAUCAUCUGGGAGCCUUUCCCUGGAUCCAAAACUCCUAACUCAUCAAUAGGGGUCACUACAACGCCUCUACCUCUUCAUUUAGCCGUUCAACGAUCUUUGGGUUCAUGUCUAUGCGCAAAACAUGCAAAUACUGUAUCCAGAGCGAGGCCAUACAGGGUAGUAUCGUCUGGAGAAACACUGAAUCUGCAACUCAUAGUAGACAAUGCUCACGCUGCUGCGUCAUACUUCAAGAAUCCGUCUCCCCUCUUCGAAGCCAGGUACGAAUUUGUCCAUGGGCCAUUAUGUGGACCACCAGUUUUAGCAGCUGCUUCAGAUGGUGAAAUCGUCUAUCCUCAUUUAGAAGCCCUAGGUUAUACAGAACCACCCAAGCGCAUCCAGUGCAUUUGGGAUUUAGAAAUUGAAGAAAAGAGAGACAUGUGGCUACACUUUGAUAGUAUCAAGUUUGCAUCAAGGCACUGUGAGGAUGGCAACAUACAAAUCUACUUACCUGGCAGAAUAGAACCGUACCUAUCAAUCUGUGGUGGCAAUGUGUCUGAAACUGAGAAGUUACCAAUACUUUCGGCAGGGGAACUGGGUUUUGAAUCAUUGGAUGAUCCAUUGGUGAUGGAAAAAGACAAGACUAGGUCUAUUAGAAUCGUCUUUAUUGGCAGCGCUUCUCCUGCCAGAGCUGCGUUCAAAAUCGCUUGGACAGGCCUCUUCCAUUUGCCCAAGAAUUCUGAUGGAACGCUGAUGACUUCUCGACUGACUGAUGGUGGAAUAAAAUCUUCAGACUCGGGACAAGGUUGUGAUUUUAUUUGUCCUGGCGAUGAAGCUCUUUGUAUUCCUGCUAGACUUAUUUGUAACGGUGUCGUCAACUGUCCGAACGUGACGACAAAUGAAAGGAAGUUCUGGACUGCUGAAGAGAAGCGGGCAAGAGAGGCUUAUUCAGAAGAUAGUUUGAGGCGUCUCGGGUAUUUGGAUGCGUUGAAUGGUAUUCCGUUUGGGCAGUUGAACGAUGAGUCACCAGAAUUGUGUGCAGGGGCCAGGAGUUCGGUUGGAGGGGACUGGACUGCGCCUGCUUUAGGUGCUGGUCUGGCGAUUGCUUUAGGAGUAUGUGCUUUGGGCGCUGCCUGGCGCCUGUGCUGCCGCAAGAGGUCUCCAGACGAGGAGUCCCUGGAUUACUGACACGCGGCCCGCGGUGCGCCUCACGCACCGCCCUCCCUACAUUCAAGGUCUACAUCCAGGGAUCUCCCGUUAGAUUGGAGCCUUCAUUGACAGACACUUUAUUGAGCGCCGGAACCUUGACUUGUAAAUUACACGAACAUCAUUAUUGUGUUGAAAAUAUUGCUGGUUUCUUCUGAAACCAAAAUUUAAUGAACAUUCCAACUUGUUACCUUCGUGAAUGCGGUAACAUGAUGACUACUUGAUUUUAAUCACAUCUCAUUACUAUGAGGGUUCUCAAUUAUAAAUAAUAAGGCGCUCAACUAAUAGUUGAUUUGUAAUUAAUGUACAUACAUUACGUACGGUUAAUUAAUUUUAAUAUUAAUAACGUACAUUUAAGAACGACGAUCAUAGGUAUAAACGACAAGGUGAUAGUAGCCAAACAAUUAAGCAAUUAUCAAUUAGGUAAAAUAGUGAUAAUAAUAAUAAUUUUGUAACGUGGUUUCAAUUGAAUAAGAGAGACUCGUGAACAUUGUUAAAGGUACGCUCAUUAUAAAAAGUGUUGAAUAAAGUUAAAGUUUCGAUUAAGAAAUUGACUACAAGUGUGAUGAAAAAAUAAGUUGGAUUCAUUCUCAUGAAGCAAUUUAAAUACACGACUUGAUGCUACUGGAAAUUGCACUGCUUCAAAAGCAAAUUUGACUGAUUGCGAACAUCACUGUCAAAAAUUAGGAACAUAAUAAUAAUGGUGUAAAUAUUAUCAUAAGCAUGUUGUUCUAUUAUGAGCCUUGCACUCUAGGCAUUUGUGGUUCAAGAUAUUUUGUGUUUUGAGUAACUUCUAAGAAUUUGAAACUUACAUCAGUGCAUUUAUUUAAUUAAAACUUAGUGUUGUAAAUACAUUUCAGUGUGUUCCAUGUAUCAUAACAUUGUGUUUCUAGUCUCAUCCAACGAUGGAUUUACUAGGCAUACUAACUUAAUAGAAUCAAUACUGUUAAAAGCUCUCUGUAUUUUCAUCCAUCUUAACUUGGAAAUGGCGUAUCAAUUGGAUUACUGAACCGCAUCUUGCUUCUAGAGUAGAGUGCUCAAGAGGUAAAUUUCGUCGAUUCCUUGGUGUAUCACUCAUGUAAUGUUUUACUUGUUAAUCAUUCAAUUUACAUGCCAAGGGAUCUUUGAUGUUUACCUUAUGUUUAAGGAAAUGUAACGCACGAUGAUUAGCAAAACUUAGUUAUAUGUUCGUUGUAAUUUGAUUCUGUACAAUUUGUAUAGACCGCUUCGUAAGGGCUGGGGCGUUUGAUAUGGAAAUUGAGUUAAUAUAUUGGGGGGUAAUGGAAUUAUUUAAGACAUGUUAAGGAAAGGAGAUCCUUAAAGUCCGCAUUUAGAGUGAUGUGUGUUUUUUGUCAAACUUUCUAAUCGUAAUCGUGUAUUACCUACAAUCUUUUAAGAAGAUUUUAUACUUUGCUUUAUACCUAAGGCUGCGGUAAUCACUUACCAUCAGGUGAUCCGUCUGCUCGUUUGCCUCCUGUCCCAUAAAAAAGGGUGGCGUGCCUAACUUACUAGGUCUUGCUUGAAAUGCCCGUGCAUGCAGAAGUGGCAUUAAUGUAAGUGUACAGUAAAGGCAGAUUGCGUUCUUUUAUCACAUUUGCGACAGCUCUUGCGAAGUAAGUCAUAAAAUAUAAUAUUUUGCACAAUUAGUGCCCCCGAACACUGCCGGCGUAUCCUUCGCUUGGACUCCAUUCCUUGAUGUUGAGCUUUUAGGUAUUAUAAUGUACACAUAAAAUUACAUUCAGUGUUGCCAGCGCAGUAUUACGCAAGGUUUUUUUUUAAUAAUGCUCAAAAAAGACAUGUUUGAACUAGUCAUGCUCUGUAAAACUACUUAAGUAUUUUGUUCGAUUUUUAAGUACAAUAUUGUUAAUAAUCAUGUUAUUGUUAACAUAAGCAAACACAUUGUUAAAUUAAUGAUGUAAUAAUCGCUUGUAUUUUAAUUAAGAAGUACAGUCGACAGUAUUUUAAAUAGUACAAACCAUUGAAAGCUCAAUCACAAUCAAUUCAGCUCAACAUCGAAUUCUCUUUACCUUAGUUGUAAUUUUAGUGAAUUGUUUUAUGUACGCAAGUGUACUCAGUUAAUCAUCAAAAAAUGUUAAAAAAUAAUAAUAUAUUUUGUACAAAACUG
Molecule: messenger RNA, 5099 nt
Organism: Ostrinia nubilalis (European corn borer)
Lineage: Eukaryota; Metazoa; Arthropoda; Insecta; Lepidoptera; Crambidae
Exons: 12
Coding region: 122-2956 (944 amino acids)
Cellular component (GO): plasma membrane
Source: RefSeq, a predicted model, not a curated record